This is a messenger RNA of Apodemus sylvaticus (European woodmouse), 1848 nucleotides long. It is a transcript of the gene Sp110, whose product is annotated as SP110 nuclear body protein. The transcript has 13 exons. Lineage: Eukaryota; Metazoa; Chordata; Mammalia; Rodentia; Muridae. The coding region runs from base 147 to 1589 and encodes 480 amino acids. The record is from RefSeq and is a predicted model, not a curated record. Gene Ontology annotation, molecular function: DNA binding; DNA-binding transcription factor activity, RNA polymerase II-specific. Gene Ontology annotation, biological process: regulation of transcription by RNA polymerase II. Gene Ontology annotation, cellular component: nucleus.
UGUAGCCUGACUCCUCGCGGUGCUUCCAAGGCGGCAGAACUUCGGGUCCAAACUGGGCCUGGCUGGCUUUUCCAGGCAAGAUCCAGGAACCCCUUAAAUAAUCCUGGCAGUGACCCGGGAGACCCGGUGGCAGCCCAGCGUCCAGGAUGUUCACUCUGACCAAGGCCUUGGAAAAGGCUCUUCUCCAACAUUUCAUAUACAUGAAGGUGGACAUCGCCUAUGCCAUCAACAAGCCGUUCCCCUUCUUCGAAGCUCUCCGGGACAAUUCCUUCAUCACUGAGAGAAUGUACAAGGAGUCUCAGGAAGCCUGUCGGAAUCUGGUCCCUCUGUCCAAAGUGGUGCACAAUAUCCUCACCAGUCUGGAGCAGACUUUCCACCCGUCCAUGCUGCUGACCCUCUUCAGCCAGGUCAACCUGCGGGAAUACCCCAGCCUGAUGGCAAUUUUCAAAAGCUUCAGAAAUGUUGGCUAUGCCUACGAAGAGAGAAACAGACCCACCCUGACCUUUCUCGAAACCCCAGGCAACCCAGCAGAAGGGUGCUCCCUUCAGACACUUCUGCCACCGCCCCCACCCCAGCCAUCGCUGCCAAGCUGUCUGUCCUCUGCACGGAGAGUCUGUGACCCCAGAGCACCCUCACAGCCAGUCCCUGAGAUCCAGGAGGAGCAGCCCAGCCCUGCUCCCCGAGCCGUGCCUCUCCCUGGCCGCAUUCAAGAAGGAAAAACCACUCCAGUGUCCUCCGGAGAUCACCAGAGAAAAGAUAAGGAAGGCGCUCAAGAGAUGCCCCACAGCCCCUCAGGGCCCGGGUCAGUUGUCAAAGACCACAUAACAUCCAAGACUAACAAGCAAGAUGACUCGGGAACACAGCCUCCAGGCUCCCCUGGCACCGUGCAUGCGAGACAAGAUGAUUCUCCAGCACCAAAUAACCUGGAAAUGCCCCAGGAAGUACUCUGUACACCUGCAAACAAGAAAGCAAGAAAAAGAAAAAGAAGAAGUUUCAUCUGUUCUUAUUCCAAAAGAAGACGGCAGAAAAAAAAGCACCCCCAAGAUGAGAUGAUGGGAGCGGCCUCACCUGAACAUGGAGUUCAAAAGAAGCUCAAGGUGGUGAGUCGGAAGACUCUGAGGAAGAAUGACUCAACUAGGAACUUGAAGGAUGUGACCAAGACUCUGAGGGCAAGGGCGAGCUGUGCCCAGACAUCCAGUUUGCAAGAGGUCAGCAAAGAGGCCAAAACACCAAGUGGUAGAAAGAGGCCUGGGAAGAGAUUCAGCACAGCAGGAAGAGCCACACCUGUUCCAGAAAAGGUCAAGGACGACGCUGCAGAUUUUCUCUCUCCCAUGCUCCCUGUGACCUGUGGUAAGGCCGAAGGGACGUUGUUCCUAGAGAAACUGAAGCAAGGAUCCACAACAAAGUGCAUUCAGCAUGAAUCAGGAACUUGGCUCAACGUAAAGGAAUUUUUAAUUGAAGGGGAAAGGGCCACGUCAAAAGACUGGAAGAAGGCUAUACAUUGUCACGGGAAGAGUUUAAGACUUCUGGAGCAGAAAGGACUUUUGUUCUGUACCUCCAAGAGGAAACCUCUCAAGAAGCGUGCCUAGUGGAUGACCUCCUGACCUAUGCUCAGCUGCUGUGCGUUCUCUCUCUCUCUCUCUCUCUCUCUCUCUCUCUCCCCCCCCCCCAUCUCUCAGUGUCUGAACUUUGCCUUCAAGCCUCUGAGCGUCCCACCUCUGAGGCCCUUCGUGCUCAUACAGGGCGGCUCAUCACAGCUGGCCCAGCACGCUCACGAGGCCUUCAUCCACAGCUGACUUGCAAUGGAAAAGUGCAAGAAUCAUGGAAAAAUAAAGCUGUUGGUAUAGA